CAAUUUUACUAUCCGAUCCGAGUUUAUAUCGGACCCGAAAUCUCUGAACUUCGAACAUGAAUUUGAUACAGCGCUUUACCACUCUCGUCCUUAGUGAUAGGCUAAAAACCUCCCUCAAACCCCUCUCCGGCCACCGGUGACCCCCGGCUACGGCGGUUCGGAUACAUCUUAUCAUACUCCUCCUCCAUUCCGGCGGCCGUCUUUCUCCAUUUCUACUUUUAUUUUCUGGUUUCUAAACAACAUAUAUUCUCUGCUUCUCGAGAAUGGCUUCUGGUUUAUCUUCAAGUUUACCUCGGAUUGUUAGUUGCCUCCCUCCCCGCUACUGCCGUUCGUAUCUUUUUCUCUUUCCUCGUUCUUACCACUCUUUGCGGAAACUGCCGAAGAAACCGUUCGAAUUUCGUUGCAGUCGUUUAAAUAGUCGUGUUUUGUGUAACUCCGCCUUCGAACGCCACUUCUCCGCUCGUGCUGCUUCAGAUGGAAAUAGAUAUGGUGAAGAUUCGAUAGACAAAUAUGAUGUGAUAGUGGUCGGAGGUGGUCAUGCUGGCUGUGAAGCUGCCCUUGCUUCAGCACGUUUAGGGGCAAAAACUCUUCUUCUGACGCUUAAUCUUGAUCGUAUAGCAUGGCAGCCUUGUAAUCCGGCUGUGGGUGGACCAGCAAAGUCCCAGCUUGUACAUGAAGUUGAUGCACUUGGUGGUGAAAUUGGAAAAAUAGCUGAUAGAUGUUAUUUGCAAAAGCGUGUCCUGAACACGUCAAGAGGUCCUGCAGUUAGAGCACUACGUGCGCAGACCGAUAAGAGGGAAUAUGCUAUGGAAAUGAAAAAAGUUGUGGAGAGUACAGCAAACCUUUAUGUUAGAGAGGCAAUGGUCACAGAGAUUUUGGUGGGUAGAAAUGACAAUGUGGAAGGUGUUCGUACUUUUUUUGGGAUGAACUUCCUUGCCCCUUCGGUGAUCCUCACUACUGGUACUUUCAUGAGCGGGAAAAUAUGGGUUGGUAGAACUUCAAUGCCUGCAGGAAGAGCUGGUGAAUCAGCUUCACAUGGGCUGACUGAAAAUUUGCAGCUUCUUGGAUUUGAAACUGACAGGCUGAAAACUGGCACACCUGCUCGUGUGGACAUUCGGACAGUAGCUUUCUCUGGACUGGAGGCCCAGCACGGAGAUGAAGAGGUGAGCUGGUUCAGUUUUGAUCCUGAGUUUCACAUCGAAAGGGAACAGAUUUGCUGUUAUUUGACUCGAACAACAGAGAAAACACACCAGCUAAUUAAGGACAAUUUGCAUGAGACUCCUACGUAUGGAGGAUGGGUUGAGGCCAAGGGACCUAGAUACUGCCCCUCAAUUGAAGACAAAAUUGUGAGAUUUCAAGAUAAAGAUUCACAUCAAAUAUUUCUGGAGCCAGAGGGUAGAGAUGUUCCUGAACUCUAUGUACAGGGAUUCUCUACUGGUUUGCCUGAGCGACUGCAGCUACCACUCCUCAGAUCGUUACCCGGACUUGAGAAUUGUUCAAUGCUGAGGCCUGCAUAUGCUGUUGAGUAUGAUUACUUGCCUGCUCAUCAGUGUCACAGGUCCCUUAUGACUAAGAAAUUGGAAGGACUCUUCUUCUCAGGUCAGAUAAAUGGGACAACAGGUUACGAAGAAGCUGCUGCCCAGGGAAUACUUUGUGGAAUCAAUGCUGCUAGGCACUCAGAUGGGAAGUCCCUUAUUGUUCUUGAGAGAGAAAGUAGCUACAUAGGUACUUUAAUUGAUGAUUUAGUCACCAAAGAUCUCCGAGAGCCGUACCGUAUGUUAACAAGCCGCUCAGAAUAUCGUGUACUUCUACGAUCUGACAAUGCCGAUAGUCGUCUUACACCUCUUGGACGUGAAAUCGGUCUGGUAGAUGAUAGACGAUGGAAAAUGUACCAGGACAAGCAGGCUCGAAUAGCAGGGGAGAAAAGGCGAUUAAGUACAGUGAAGAUUUCAGGUGGAGAUCUGGCUGCCGAAGUUACUGUUCUAUCUUCUCAGCCUGUAAAAGACUCAUCGACAUUGGAGAGUCUUCUUAAGAAGCCACAUGUCCAGUAUAAAGUUCUGGAUAAGCAUGGUUUUGGAAAUGAGCUCCUGUCUAGGGUGGAAAAAGAAUGUGUGGAGAUUGACAUCAAGUAUGAAGGUUUUAUUGCUCGCCAGAAAGCCCAACUGCAACAGAUGGUCCAUAAACAACACAAACGACUGCCGGAUGACAUAGAUUAUUAUGCAAUGACAACUCUUUCUCAUGAAGCACGUGAGAAAUUAUCGAAGGUGAGGCCCCAAACAAUUGGUCAAGCCAGUAGAGUUGGUGGGGUUAGCCCUGCUGAUAUUACUGCACUCCUGGUCGUUCUUGAGACAAACAGGAGGAAAGCUGAAAUGAAAAUGCAACACCAGUCAAUUCCCUCCAUCGUUGUAGAUGACAUUCAACAGUCAACUGAAAUUGCUGUAUAGUAUAGGAACGUUACCAGAACGCACUUUCUUGCUUUGCUCCAUUUUUCUAUUUUCUAGUUUUUUUUAAUGCUAAAUAAACAGAUAAUGCUACGAAUUCAGAUCUAUGGCUUGGUGUAAAUAUGUAAGAGUUGAAUUCAAUUGAGAACCCUGUGAUAAAAGGAAAAUUAGAUCGAUCAGUCUACAAUUUUGUUUGCCAGGAGCUUGUUUCGAGAAAGUGGAAAUGUUAAAAGAGUUUGAAAAGGUACCUACGAACUUCUCAAGUUUCGGUUAUGCUAUAGUCUGAUGAUAAUUCAAAGUGGCAUAUAUUUUUGGUUUCUGGGUUUUCUGCUUAGCACCUUUUUUUUUUUUUGCUGUUGGUUUCUGAAGCAGAACUGCAGAAUGGAAGUAUUAUUGAAAUUUGUAUGAAAAAGCACUCUUAUCCCGCUGCCUCUGCAUUACAUGUGUUGUUUCACUUUCAAGUUUUGCUGUUUUUGGCGAUUUCAAAUGAGAGUGUACACAGAAGUAACAAUGGGACUGCAUAAAUUUAGAUGGUACCACAAUACAUGGAUUAUGGAGUUCAAAGUGUGAUACAAGUGCUUUAUAGUUUAUACUUGUGAAAGUAACGAAGUUGAAGAAUGAUAUCAUUAUCUUUCAGUAAGG
This is a messenger RNA of Oldenlandia corymbosa var. corymbosa, 3083 nucleotides long. The record is from the annotation of a GenBank genome assembly. Lineage: Eukaryota; Viridiplantae; Streptophyta; Magnoliopsida; Gentianales; Rubiaceae.